Messenger RNA from Aspergillus heteromorphus CBS 117.55, 1519 nucleotides. Its product is annotated as MFS general substrate transporter. The coding region runs from base 68 to 1501 and encodes 477 amino acids. Gene Ontology annotation, biological process: transmembrane transport. NCBI's taxonomy places the organism in Eukaryota, Fungi, Ascomycota, Eurotiomycetes, Eurotiales, Aspergillaceae. The record is from RefSeq and is a predicted model, not a curated record. Gene Ontology annotation, cellular component: membrane. Gene Ontology annotation, molecular function: transmembrane transporter activity. The transcript has 14 exons.
AAAACACCCCUGUGUCUGUUAUUAAUCCUGUCGGUUUUGGCAGUGACAGGAAAGGAAAGAAAUCAAGAUGGCUGUUCCCGAGGGCGUGGACAAGACGGCUACGGAUAGGGUUUCUUCGGUCGUCGAUGAGGAUGCUGUCGAGGAGAUUGACCCCGAAGCUGAGAAGGCACUGGUCUGGCGCCUGGAUGCCUUUUUCCUCGUUGUCGGGUUCUUAGGGUACGCGUUCAAGUACCUCGACCAGACCAACAUUAGCAAUGCUUAUGUCUCCGGCAUGGAGACGGAUCUGGACCUGCGUGGAAAUGAGUAUAACUAUUUUACCACUUUCUUCAAUAUCGGGUACAUGGUCAUGCUGUAUCCAUCGUGCGUGAUCAUUUCUCAUGUUGGGCCGUCGGUUUGGUUGCCUACAUGUGAGAUUCUCUGGGGAAUCCUCACUUGCUGUUUGUCGACCGUUAGCUCUGCAAAACAGGUGUAUGGGCUGCGCUUUUUGAUCGGCUUCUUCGAAGGCGCUACCUGGCCGGGCUACUUCACUAUCAUUAGCCAAUGGUACUUGCCUCACGAGAUGGCAUUGCGGAUGAGUCUAUACAACAUGGCCCAGCCCGUGGGCGCGAUGCUCUCCGGCGCCAUGCAGGGUGCGCUCUCCACCAACCUGAAUGGCGCGCUGGGACGGAGCGGUUGGCGAUGGGCGUUCAUUAUUAACGGCGUCUGCACCAUAUUCAUCGCGCUAGUCGCCUUCGCCGUUCUCCCAGGCUUUCCUGAAAAGCAAAACCCGUCGUCGAAGUUCUAUCUCAGACCUCGGCAUAUCAAAACCGCCAUCGCGCGCACGAAACGAGUAGGCCGCAAAUCGCAGGUCGGCAUCAAGCCCCAGAGCUUUCUGCGGUGCUUCCGGUUCUGGCAUCUCUGGCUGUUCUCGAUUGCCUGGGCGAUUGGCACCGGUACCACGCCGACCAGCUACUUCAACCUCUGGCUCAAGUCGUUGAAGAACCCUGACGGGACAGUGAAAUACUCCGUCGCAAUGCUCGACUACCUCCCGAUCAUCGGCCAGGCGAUCCAGCUCGUCGCCGAAAUCCUCUUCAGCGGAUUCAGCGACUAUUUCGGCGUCCGACUGCCCUUCCUCUUGCUGCACUCAGCCAUCAACAUCACCUCCCUCGUCAUCCUAGUCAUCCGCCCCAGCAACGAGCACACAUACAUGGCAGGCUGGUUCAUGGACUACGUCGGCGCCGUCUCCACGAUGCUCCUCUGCGCCUGGGCCGCAGCACACCUCGAAACGGAGCCAGAGGUACGCACGGUCCUAUUCGCGACGGGUACCCUCUUCUCGUACCUGUUCAGCGCGUUCCUCCCCAUCGCGGCGUAUCCGGCGUCAGAGGCGCCGAACUGGCAUAUCGGGGCGAAGUUGUACCUGGGCCUAUCUUGUCUGGCGACUGUCUUGUUCGUCAGUAUUCAUUUUGUCUUUAAGUGGGAGGAGAAGAGAAAGAGGCGGCAGGGUCGGGCGGGGGAUGCUUAGGGUAUGUGAAUAGAGGAC